UCCCAGCUGAUUCCUCCUCGUCCUUCCUCGAGGAAUUCACAGUCGUUCCUCGGCGCUUAUAGUCUUCACGUAGCCUAUUCCUUGGACGACAAGUAUCCCCCUCCCCUCCCCCCCUUGAGUGACCUUGAAAGACGACCACUGGGGAUUUUGAAAGUGUCUCCGGAAGGGGGAAAUAAGCGGCGGGUUAUUAAGCGCUGGGGUUUAUUGCAGGGGCUAGAGAGGUAGCAGUCCCUGUGUGUUAUGGGUAAGGGCCUGUUGCAGAGGCGAUCACUGCGAUUCGGUGCCCCUUUCCUCCUGCUGGUGGUGGGCGGCUCCUUUGGCCUCAGGGAAUUCGCGCAGAUCAGGUACGACUUCCGCAAUCGCAAGAAUGUGUCGAAAGAGGAUGCCGAGAAGAUGGGGAUCAAGAUGAAAGAGCAAGAAGACGUCACCCUGGAAUCAGAGUACCAGAAAAUUGAAAAGAUUGACACAACCAACUGGGAGAAUGUGCGUGGCCCUCGCCCCUGGGAAGAGGGCAACCAGUUGUUCAAGGAGGCAGAAGAACGAGCGAAGAAGAUUGCCGGACAAGACUGAAACAUCCAUUUUGCAGUCUAUCACCAAGAUUCUGUUGGUGGUGAGAUGUGGAGGGAAGAGAAAAUAAGAGUGUGUUUUUUAAAUAGACUAAGAGUUUUGUAUAUAAUUGCUUUGAAAAACAAGGUGUACAGUUUUUUAUAGACUGGAUAAGAGUGAGUUGGAAUAAUAAGGCAAAGACACAUGUAAACUUGAAAUUGACUUUGUAAAUAGUAUUGAAAUACAAUGAAAUGAAAU
Penaeus chinensis is the source of this 804-nucleotide messenger RNA. RefSeq names its product cytochrome c oxidase assembly protein COX16 homolog, mitochondrial-like (gene l(3)neo43). Gene Ontology annotation, cellular component: mitochondrial inner membrane. The transcript is spliced from 4 exons. Gene Ontology annotation, biological process: mitochondrial respiratory chain complex IV assembly. Lineage: Eukaryota; Metazoa; Arthropoda; Malacostraca; Decapoda; Penaeidae. The record is from RefSeq and is a predicted model, not a curated record. The coding region runs from base 241 to 570 and encodes 109 amino acids.